Molecule: messenger RNA, 2004 nt
Organism: Penicillium griseofulvum
Lineage: Eukaryota; Fungi; Ascomycota; Eurotiomycetes; Eurotiales; Aspergillaceae
Product: Copper amine oxidase, N2-terminal
Exons: 2
Coding region: 1-2004 (667 amino acids)
Biological process (GO): amine metabolic process
Molecular function (GO): primary methylamine oxidase activity; quinone binding; copper ion binding
Source: RefSeq, a predicted model, not a curated record
AUGGCGAGCCUUCACCCGUUUGACCCCAUCACACCUGGGGAGAUCCAAUUGGCGGUCUCCAUUCUGGAAUCUGCUUUCCCCGGUGUCAAACUCCGCUACAAACGCAUCGAUCUCCAGGAACCCGCCAAGCAUGAGGUUGUUCCAUACCUCGAGGCUGAGCGCCGAGGUGAAGUGCGCCCGCGUAAGCCCGCCCGCUUGUUGAUGGCGCUCUUCCACCGAUUGGACAAUGGGUCUUUCUUCAAGGCUCUGAUCAACGCAGACACCAAGUCCAUUGUGUCAGCGAAAGAGUUGCCCAAAGACGUCCAGGGUCCGCUGGACGUCGAUGAGAUGAUGGAAAUUGAGGAGCUCUGCCUCAGUCACCCAGCUGUGAAGGCCGAAAUUGAAAAGUUGAAGCUUCCCGCUGGCCACACCGUCUGCUUGGACCCCUGGAUCUACGGUACUGAGGAUGCCCAGGAGACUCGGCGUUUGUUCCAGUGCUACAUGUACAUUGUGGCCACAGACCACCCCCAGAACAACCAGUAUUCGGUACCAUGCAAAUUUUCCCCAGUGUUCGAUGGUAUCACUCGCAAACUGGUCCGUAUGGAUUAUCUGCCUGGUGGGGCCGAUACUCAAACCACUGAAACGCAGCCCUGGAAGCAGGUGCCUACCGUGCAAUACGCGCAUGAUUUGCUAGACGAGCCUCUGCGCACUGAUCUGAAGCCCUACAUUGUCCAGCAACCCGAGGGCGCAUCAUUCAAUGUCAUCGGUAAUGCCGUGUCAUGGCAGAAGUGGCGUUUCAGAGUGGGGUUCAACAACCGAGAAGGUCUGGUGCUGCACAAUGUGACCUACGAUGGUCGUAACACAUUCUACCGUCUGUCGUUCUCCGAGAUGACAGUCCCCUACGGCGACCCCCGUGCUCCCUACCACCGCAAGCAAGCCUUUGACGUCGGUGAUGUCGGCUUCGGUAUUACAGCUAACCAGCUAAGUCUUGGCUGCGACUGUCUCGGUCACAUCAAGUAUUUCGAUGGCUAUCGCACGGAUGCACAGGGAGCGCCAAUUCAACUAAAGAACGUCAUCUGCAUGCACGAGCAGGAUAAUGGCUUGCAACACAAGCACACUAACUACCGCACCGGUGCUGCAACUGUUGUCCGUAACCGGCAACUCGUGGUUCAGAUGAUCUGCACCGUUGCGAACUACGAAUAUAUCUUCGCUUUUAUCCUCGACCAAGCAGCCAACAUUGAGCUCGAGGUACGCGCAACCGGUAUCCUCUCAACAGUACCCUUCGAUAAUGAGAACGGCCAAACCGUUCCUUGGGGCACGAACGUCGGACCAGGCGUUAUGGCGCCAUUCCACCAGCACAUGUUCUCCCUCCGUAUCGAUCCUGCUAUCGACGGCUACAAAAAUACAAUCUACUACGAAGACAGCGUCCCCAUGCCGGAAGAUGAUAGCAACCCAUGGCUCGUCGGGUACACCACCGAACAAAAUGUCAUCAAGGCUAGCGGUAGCGCCUCAACCAGCGUCGACCGUCACCGCGUCUUCAAGAUCCGGAACGACUCCAUCGUCAACCCCAUAACUCACCAUCCCAUCGCCUACAAGCUGCAAACCAGCCCAAGUCAGAUGCUCCUCGCACACCCGAACUCAUUUGGCUCGAAGCGCGCCCGCUUCGCUACCCGUCCUAUUUGGGUUACUAAAUAUCAAGAUGAUGAGCUAUUCGCCGCCGGCGAGUUCACAAACCAAAGCAAGAAGUCCGAAGGUGUGGAAGUGUGGGCUGGACGAAAUGAUCCGGUCGAAAACGAGGACGUUGUUCUCUGGCACACUUUCGGUCUCACUCACAACCCCCGUAUUGAAGACUUCCCCGUUAUGCCCGUGGAGCGUGUCAGUGUGAUGCUCAAGCCGGAUGGAUUCUUCACUAAGAAUCCUGCACUUGACGUGCCAGCUUCGAGCCAGUCUUUCAACAAGUCAAUUUUGCACCCCGAGCCGACUUGCUGCGCGGCUCCUCAGGAGCGAGGACAAGUGAAGUUGUAG